Molecule: messenger RNA, 2181 nt
Organism: Mesorhabditis spiculigera
Lineage: Eukaryota; Metazoa; Nematoda; Chromadorea; Rhabditida; Rhabditidae
Source: the annotation of a GenBank genome assembly
AUGAAGAUACGUAUAUUUCUGCAAAUCUUCUGGAUCACGACGCCGCUAGGCGCCAUUCAGCUUAUACAGCCACCGACACGAGACCCUGUUUUGUGGGAUUUGGGCGUGACAACAACGACGAGAAAGCCUGGAACGGCCCCACUACGAGAUGAAGUUCUCGUCUCCACACAGCUUGGCAAAAUCAUUGGCAGAAAGGUCCAUCUCCAUGAUUUACCCUGGACGCCUCAACAGGACAGAUCUGAACAAAUUCCAAAAGCAAUGUAUUACCCCGAGCCUAACCCCAUGCCGUGGAAGAAUAAUAUUACGGUUUUUGUCUUCAAGGGAAUUCCAUAUGCUGAGCCGCCCACUGGUCAGCGCCGAUUUAAGCCUCCCCAACGCCUCAGAAGUUUUCCGGGAACCAGCCCUUUCAUCGCCGAACGAGAUCCAACUAUUUGCAUGCAGGAUGUGGAGCAAGAACCUCGACUUGGGAUCAGAAAACAGUCCCCAUGGACGGCUAGUGAAGAUUGCCUGUAUUUGAAUAUAUUUUCCCCAGAUGUGAGCGUGGCAUCGGGUCAGCACUAUCCAGUUCUCGUUUUUCUACAUGGAGGGGACUUUCAAACCGGAAAUAUGAACGAUUGGCCUGGGCAUAUCUUAGCAUCAAGAGGAAUGGUUGUAGUGAAUGUACAAUACCGUUUAGGCGCAUUUGGAUUUCUCAGUUUGGGUGAUUCGGAAACCGGCAACUAUGGGCUGCAAGAUCAAAGGGAAGCCCUUCGAUUUGUUAGGGAUAACAUUGCCAGUUUUGGCGGUGACCCAACGGCGGUUACCCUGGCCGGCCAUGAUGCGGGCGGCGUCUCAGCUCAACUACACAUGCUCAGCCCAUUGUCGAAGGGUUUAUUCCGAAGCGCAAUGUCAUUUUCUGGAGCUGAUGUCUCUUAUUGGUCUACUAUCGGCAAAUCAGCUCUUGCAUUUAAUAAUACGAUGAAAUUAGGACAAUAUUUAGGUUGCAUCGACAAGCAAGCCCAAAAUGUUGUUAAUUGUAUUGCUACGAAAGGAGAUCAAGAAAUUGUUCGUGCCUAUACCGAGCCACAGACUCCUAUCGAGUAUAACCGAGAUAUGUUUCUACCAACCAUCGAUGGUCGUGAGAUUCUGGCCCAUCCACUUUGGGCCCUCCGCGAGGCUCCGAUCAACAAUGCCUACAUCCCAUCCCCGGUCCCACUGUACAUUAGUCAAAAUUUACAGGAUGGCUCUGAGGUAAUCGCGCGAAAUCGGCGGCUAGGUGAAUUUCAAGACUACCAAAGUGUCGACUUGAAAAUGAUGGAAGGAUAUACCCUUGAAUAUGUCUUCCGUCACAAUUACACAAUGAAUAAGGAGGCGCUGGUACAAGCAAUUGUCGAUCGAUAUCGCUAUUGGCCAGACCAGUCUGAUAAUUGGAUGCUCGCCGAGAAGUUUAUCGAUCUCUGGACGGAUGCUUACUAUACUGCACCUAUUGCUGAAUCUGCGCAUUUGCAUUCAAACUUAGGAAGGGUGUGGAUGCUCGUCAACGCCUACAAUUUUUCAAGGGGAUACGAAAACUUGCGCUUCAUCCCAGACUGGAUGGCUGCAUGCCGGGAAUGUGAUCUCUAUCUGAUGUUUGGAUACGCUUAUGCCCCGCCGGAAUUGAGACCUCAUUACAUGCACGAUGUGGUGUUCACUGAAGAAGAUCGCAAUGCUACACAAAUUUUUACAAAUAUCAUUCGACGCUAUGUGACGUUCCAGGAUCCAAACUUCCAGUCGGACGAUACCUGGGCAGCGCAUGAACCCAGACGGCAUUGGUAUUUGAAAUUCAACUAUACUCGAUACCAUGCCCUUACCGUACCCGGGGUAUUGAAGCGAGAUUUUCGAUAUGAGACGGUGGCAUUUUGGAAUCAGUAUAUCGUUUCGCUUGUAAACUACAUGACAACCACCUUCCCGCCGGAAGUCGUAUCAGAGCGUCAAACAUUAAUAUAUGCUUAUUGGAUUAUUGGCGUUUUGGUGUUAAUAUUGAUGUUUUUGGCUGUGGCUUCCUUUGGAAUGGGAUAUAAGCUAUGUGAAGUAACGUUACCAAUCGCUAAACACGAAGAACGAGUCUUGGUCGAUUACACAGAUACCUUCCCCUCUCGAGCCAGCGUCACAUCUCCACGUAGCAGCACAAACUAUGGACGUGUUGAAAGAAUGAGUGCUAUU